Molecule: messenger RNA, 3130 nt
Organism: Biomphalaria glabrata
Lineage: Eukaryota; Metazoa; Mollusca; Gastropoda; Planorbidae
Product: D-amino-acid oxidase-like
Exons: 8
Coding region: 226-813 (195 amino acids)
Molecular function (GO): FAD binding; D-amino-acid oxidase activity
Source: RefSeq, a predicted model, not a curated record
UUGUAUUUAUUUAUUGGAUGUAGAUCUGGUCUAUGUGUGUCUGUUUUAAUCCACUUGAUCUUGUGCAUUUGUUUUUUUCAGGAAGAACCCAGGUUUAAAAAUUUCGUGGAUGGAUACAGAAGACUUACACCUGAUGAGUUGGCCAGAUUUUCCAAAAUCAACCCUAAAGCUGGCUAUUUUUAUACAUCAGUGCAAGUUGAAGUGACUCCCUACUUACACUGGCUAAUGAGAAGGUUCAAAGAGAAUGGCGGUAAAGUCCGAAAGGCAAAAAUAACAAAUCUUAAUCAAGUUGCUCAGGACUGUGAUUUGAUUGUUACUUGCUGCAGUCUGGGAGCUCGAGAACUCCUUCAGGAUAAAGAGAUAGGCCCUACUCGAGGUCAAGUCAUAAGAGUUAUAGCACCUUGGGUGAAACAUUUUUACUUUUACAAACCAAAGAGUGGAAUGGCUGACUACUCCUACAUCCUACCAGGCACAAGUGAAAUAGUUGUGGGUGGUACAGCCCAAAAGGGAGACUGGAGAACCACUAUAGAUGAUCAAGACUCCACUAAAAUCUGGGAGACAGCAUGCCAGGUCAUGCCUGUGUUAAGUAAAGCAAAAAAAGUGAGGGAAUGGGCAGGUCUGCGACCUUCAAGAGAUAAUGUAAGGCUGGAAAAAGAAAUCAUUCAAGUUGGAGAUAAGAAAAUGAAGGUUGUUCACAAUUAUGGAUUUGGUGGCUCAGGUAUCACCAUUCACUGGGGCUGCGCUCUGGAGACAGCCAAGAUGGUAUUGGAACUGUUGGGAUGCCAAGCGUCUAGUGUCAACUCAAGACUUUAACAUGGGUCUCAACUUGCCCAUAUUAUGGAUUCAUUCACUGAUACAAAUGAGUCAUAGGGGAUCACAACCAAGUUUGCUUUUAGCAGUAAGAAAAAAAAAAAGCAUUUAAAUAAAGGUUGAAUAUUCUUCAAAUAUAUUUUUUAAAAUUCGAAAGAACUAAUAUAAUCAGUUCUUUCAGAACUUAAAACAAUAUUGUAGCUUAAUUAUAUCAUAUACUAUUUAUCUGUGCAUUUAUUAUCAUGGGCUAGGAUAUUUGUAUUUUAUUUGACAGAAAAGGCCAAACUUAAAGAUCUUUUAUACAGCUUAUAAUGUGUAGAUCUAUAUCAUCUUGUAAAACAUAAUAUCAUUUUGCUGAAACAAAUAAUUUGUAUCGCUGAGUUAAAAUUAUGUUGUUGUACCUAGCUAUUAACACAGUCAUUAAAAAUGUAUUAUUUUAAUCAAGUGUCUCCAACUAUGGUUUACAACAUGUGCUAGAUUUUUUAUUAUCAUUAUUGUAAAUUUAUCAUAUACACAAUUUUCAGUUAGUUCAUGUCAGUAAUUUUUCAUUCUGUGUAUAAUAUUUGAUGAGCAAUUUUAGCAUAUAGGCAGAAUUCUUUUGAUGGAGAUAAAGUAGUUUUCUAAGAAAACGGUUACAAAAAAAAAUGUUACUUGAUUCAAGAUUUAAGAGCAAAGACAAUUUUGGUGCAACAAAAAUAUUUUUUUUUUUUAAAUUACACCUUAUAUACUUACUGGUAUCCAUGUUUUCAUCUAGUCAUUCUUGUUAAUUUGUACAUGCAUGUCAUAUCUCCAGUUACUUAUAAAGAAAGAAAUACCUAACUGUGUUAUUGGGAAGAAAUACAGCUGAAUACAGAUUUAGUUAUUUAGUCAAAUAUAAAAAUAGAAUGUUUACAGUAAAUCAGGAAUUUGUGUUAUGAAAGUUUUUUUUUUUUUUACAUUUCAUUAUCAAAAUAAUUUUUUUUUUUUAAUUAGGUUUACUGUAAGUGUUUAGUGGCAUUGUUUUAUUGAUCAUUGUACUACUUUGUAAUUACACUAGUUGUAUCCCCUUUGAUGAGCUUCUAACUGAAGAUAGAGAGAUAAAACUCCUUUCCAUAAUGCUAUAAUAUCCUGUGUUAUAAAGCUGCUGUGACAAUGCACAAAACCAAGGUUCUCAAUUUCUCUGUAACCAAGGUUCUCUAUUUCUCUCUGUCUUAAGCCAUCUGCACUAGCGAAUUAAAGAUAAAGCUUGUUCACUGAAGACUAGCACAAAACCAAGGUUCUCAAUUUCUCUGUAACCAAGGUUCUCAAUUUCUCUGUAACCAAGGUUCUCAAUUUCUCUGUAACCAAGGUUCUCAAUUUCUUUCUAUCUUAAGCCGUUCUGCACUAGCAAAUCAAAGAAGAGGCUUAUUCUCUCGUUUUUUUCUUCUUCUGUGUCAUGCUUAUCUCUGUUACAUAGGAUAACAGCAGUUCUAGAAGACAAUAUUUAUUUCAAUGAGAGGGAAUUGAUACAGUUGAUAGGAUGAAAUAAAAAAAAAAGCCCUGACCAUGGCAAUAAUAGCAACAACCGCCUAGCUAGAUAAUGUUGUGUCUUACAUGAUCAUCUAGAUCAGUGUUUCCCAAACCCUGAUGUUCCACGAGGCCUGAGUAAGUGUUCCACGAACUACUGGAAUAAUUAAUUAGUAGACCACCACAUGAAUUAAUCUCUCUAAAAAGAAUUAGCAAAGUGUUCCGUUAACUAAUAAGAGUGUGCAAAGUGUUCCAUUAAGGGAAAAAAGUUUGGGAACCACUGAUCCAUCCAAAAAAGAAUCUAGCCAAUCAUGUAGUGUUCACUACACAUGAGUUUGACCCUCCCUCACCCAUGUCAUACAGUGAAACCAUCCACCCCAACUCCACCCACAUGCCACCACCUUCUCCUCACCAACACCUGUAAUGAGGCAAAGACAAAUAAAAAAAAGCAUCAGGUUGUUGAUUUGACAAAGACUCAAUUAAUUACCUCUCAAAGCAACAACAGAACAAGAUAAAUACACUAUCAUAGACAGUAAGGCGGGCAGCAGAUGAGCUGUAAAUAAGACAUGCUGCCACUCAUGGAGAAUCAUAAAUCAUGGUCUAAUACUUUGUCAUAUUCCAAUAUGAACCCUUCCAAACCAAUUUAUUUAACCAUUUGAGGCUGAGUCAUUUUACAAGGAUUAUUUUUAUUGACUAGUGGGUUGGGGAAAAUAAACAUCUCUUUUUACAUUCUUGCAUUGUUAUUGUUGUUUUUGUAAAUAUUAUUACAUGGUCAUGAAGCUUAAAUUCGUCAUCAUAUGCAGAACUUUGAUUUCAUUAAAAGAAGAGCUCCAUU